Messenger RNA from Doryrhamphus excisus (bluestripe pipefish), 1771 nucleotides. Its product is annotated as retinoschisin-like. The record is from RefSeq and is a predicted model, not a curated record. Gene Ontology annotation, molecular function: signaling receptor activity. Gene Ontology annotation, cellular component: plasma membrane. Lineage: Eukaryota; Metazoa; Chordata; Actinopteri; Syngnathiformes; Syngnathidae.
AAAUACCUCCCAAAAAAGGUCAGCCUUCCUCCUCUAAAGUUGUUGUCAGCCAAUGAGGAGCAUUAGAGAAGAUAACGCCACCAGGCCGGUGGAUUACUGUAAUCUCAUCACUUCACAUUUUGAGCGCAAGAAGAGGAAGAUGAAGGUCCCCACUGGUUCAGCGGCCGUCCUCUUCCUCCUCAUUCUGUGUCAGGCCCUGACCGCCGUAGACACUCAGGAGGAAGAGGAGAUCCUCCAUGAGGAGGAGCAGCAGAUCUUGGAGACCUGGACCGGGAACGUCCAAACGUGCACCUGUGACUGUGAAUCGCCCACGCGAUUCCCGCCCACCGACGCCACCACCUCGCCUCAAUCACCAUUGACAGCGCCUCCUCAAGGUCACCUGCUGACUUGCAUGCCAGAGUGUCCGUACCACAAACCGCUGGGCUUUGAAUCUGGAUCAGUGACGUCGGAGCAGAUCAGCUGCUCCCAUCAGGACCAGUACACCAGCUGGUACUCCUCCUGGGUCCCCAACAGGGCCCGCCUCAACAACCAGGGCUUUGGGUGCGCUUGGCUCUCCAAGUUCAACGACCAGUACCAGUGGAUCCAACUGGACUUGAAGGAAGUGGGCGUGGUGUCAGGCAUUCUCACGCAGGGACGCUGCGACGCAGACGAGUGGAUGACCAAGUACAGCAUCCAGUACCGCACCGUGGAGACGCUCAACUGGGUCUACUACAAGGACCCGACUGGCAACAACAGGGUGUUUUACGGGAAUUCGGACCGCUCGUCCACCGUUCAGAACCUGCUGCGUCCACCCAUCGUGGCCCGCUUCAUCCGCCUGCUUCCUCUGGGCUGGCACACCCGCAUCGCUGUCCGCAUGGAGCUGCUCAUGUGCAUGAAUAAGUGUGCUUGAAUGUUUAACGUGUCGACCAUGCAGGCUUGGAGGGAAUACACAAUCUCCCCUGGCAUCAGACAGCACUUUGACAAGAGAAUAUACAGUAUAGCAUAAAGAACUAAUUCAUACUAGACACUACUUCACACUAACACAACUACAGUACUUUCAAAACUGCCUCCAAUGAAAGUCGAAACGCGGAAAGAAACAUUUCCGUCAAAUCAACUCAAGCUGGACUAUUCCACAAUUAAAGUCCAAAUCUUGCAAGAAUCUUUUUUUUUCUGUUGUUUGACUUAAACAAGUAAGUGUCUCACAAGAGCCAAGUCUUUCACAUCUGCAUCAUACAACAAAGUAAUAAUAUCACAUGAAUAAAGUUAUACUUAUUCAAGACAAUGUCAUCAUCUUAUAAGUUCAUUUUAGUUGCCAGUAAAAAACGUUACAUGCAUAAGUAUUGUGGCACUCAAGGGUCUUGCUUUGCAGAGAUCAACUUUUUAGUGGGGCGGCACGGUGGUCUAGGGGGUAGGGGUUAGCGUGCAGACCUCACAGCCAGGAGACUGAAGUUCAAUUCCACCCUCGGCCAUCUCUGUGUGGAGUUUGCAUGUUCUCCCCGUGCAUGCGUGGGUUUUCUCCGGGUACUCCGGUUUCCUCCCACAUUCCAAAAACAUGCUAGGUUAAUUGGCCACUCCAAAUUGUCCAUAGGUAUGAAUGUGAGUGUGAAUGGUUGUUUGUCUAUAUGUGCCUUACGCCCGAAGACAGCUGGGAUAGGCUCCAGCACCCCCCGCGACCCUCGUGAGGAAAAAGCGGUAGAAAAUGAAUGAAUGAAUGAACUUUUUAGAGUGAGAGUGAGAGAGAGUGAGAGUGAGAGAGAGAGCGAGAGAGACAGGGAGGGAGAGAGAGAGAGAG